AUGACUUCAAAACCAGAAACUGUAAAAGGGACGGCCACGACCGAAGCUACUCCUGAAGGAGAAUACCGCGGAUGGGCCGGGGCUGGGGCUGGGGCCGGGGCCGAGGCCGAGCCGACAGCUGAACCGACGGCCGAACCUCAGCCCGAGUGGGAUAUUGCUGUGGAGACUUGGGGAGUCGCGUGGGAAUUUCAUCAAUAUGGACUCGGAGCUCUAUUCGGUGUCAUCAGUUUACUAGCGUUUGUGGCGCUGGUGAAAUUAUUUAAAAUGGAUAGGGGGGCUCGACAAAAGAAAGUGUCGUUCGUUGUGCUGAGUCAAAUCUUCAUCUUCGGUUCAUCAAGAUGUCUCUUUCUGUGUAUUGACGCCUACCAUUCAAAGAAGCAUGUUUCAGCGAAAGUGACGAGUCUACUCUGGGGAAUUGGACAGCCUUGUUUGAUUACAGCGUUCAUGCUGAUUUUCUUAGUGUUGCGAAAUGCUUUAGUGAUGAAAAACAGAUUUCAAACCUGGUAUACGACAAGAAACAUAACUUUGGUUACUCUUCCUUACUACAUCUUCGUGUUCACAUCUGAGGUGAUUGUUGCGUUUAUUCCAGCUUACAGCGGCUUGAUACUGGCUUGCCAGGUAAUAAACAUACUUCUAUAUAUCAGCCUGACCUUCUUUUACUCAUACAUUUCCUUCCUUCUUUGGAAAAAGCUUCACACUGUGCGAGAAGGUUCGUCGAAAACUCUAGACAGAGGCACGCAGACAUUUUCUAUUUUCAAACGUUGUGUAACAGCCAGUGUAGGCGGCUUUAGUAUCGCCGUCAUGCAUCUUUACGCUGCGGUCAGCGUCAGCGGCGCUUCAUCCCAUGCGCAAUUCAUUUCGCCGUGGCCUUGGUACAUUUUCAUGACAUUAAUGCGGUGUCUGGAGCUGGGAAUGUCCUUACUGCUAUACACAACAACUGCACACAACAGUGCUGGUCAAAAAGCUUGUAGGAAGAUAGAUGAGGCACCGAUGACCACGAUGCAGUCAAAGACUGUCAACGAGUCGGAAAUAGAUGACGACAAAUGA
This is a messenger RNA of Pocillopora verrucosa, 1047 nucleotides long. Its product is annotated as proline-rich transmembrane protein 4-like. The record is from RefSeq and is a predicted model, not a curated record. NCBI's taxonomy places the organism in Eukaryota, Metazoa, Cnidaria, Anthozoa, Scleractinia, Pocilloporidae.